AUGGCUUCGUCUCCCGCAGUCCUUGCCAUACCUGAGCACCUCCAGUCUAAAUUUGACCUCGGAAUCUGGCAUGCUCUCUUCAACUGGUCGGACCUGACUGUCGCCGUGCAGAACCAGUGGGGCGGCCCUGACUCCUCGGACAAACGAGACUGGCUGGCCGGCCAAAUUUCUGAUCUUUUCGCUUCGGAACCCCUCACAGACACGGAAGACGUCGAAGUGAUGCUGCUUCAAGUCCUCGAGGACGAGUUUGGCGUGCGGCUAGAAGACGAGACAGAGGUCAAGACGGCGCGUGAGAUUAUGGCGAUACGAAAGGAGCUGAGUGAGGGUAGUACGAAGACGGUGGAUGCGCUGCAGAAGAAGUGGGAGGAGAGAAAGGGCAAGGAGGUUGCGACAGGGAGUGUGAAUGUGAGGGAAGAGAACCAGGAGGGCGAGUGGGACAGUGUGGAUGAGGAGAGUGAGGAAGAGGAUGUCGAGAUGGGGGAUGCGCCAGCGCUGGUGCCUGCGAAACCCAAGGCGGCGCCGGAGGUGGAUGAGGAUGGAUUCACAAAGGUGGUGGGCAAGAACAAGAGAUGA
Messenger RNA from Plenodomus lingam JN3, 573 nucleotides. RefSeq lists its product as uncharacterized. Gene Ontology annotation, biological process: maturation of SSU-rRNA from tricistronic rRNA transcript (SSU-rRNA, 5.8S rRNA, LSU-rRNA). NCBI's taxonomy places the organism in Eukaryota, Fungi, Ascomycota, Dothideomycetes, Pleosporales, Leptosphaeriaceae. Gene Ontology annotation, cellular component: nucleus. The record is from RefSeq and is a predicted model, not a curated record.